AUGGAUUGUCCCUCAUUUCUCAGAGUUUCGAUUGUUCCAAUGAAAGAUAUGAUUGUUUGCAGAAGAAGUGAUGGCAAUGUGGAGCUUUUAGGAAUCCAAGGGAGGUUCCUCAAUACGGUACUGAAAGCUAUGCACAUGCCUUUUCAAUUAGUCAUAGCAGAGGACGGAGAAUGGGGUCGUCUUUUGCCCUCUGGGAACUGGACAGGGAUGAUUGGCAAGAUACAGAAAGGAAAUGCAGAUAUAGCUGAUAGCCAUAUUGGCAUAACAGAACAAAGAACUGCUGUAGUCGAUUUUAGCACAGUUUACUUGAUUGACGAUAUGACGUUUGCUAUCAAGAAACCAGGCCCAGUUCCGACGUCUCUGGCAUUCGUGCGCCCAUUUGAUUUUAUCACAUGGAUCUUAAUUUUCACUAUUUUAUUGGUCGUGCCGUUAAUAUUUCAAUGGACGUUUCAUUGUAAGCGGACUUACAUCUACUUUUUUCUUAGUCUCCUGGGAUCCAUAUUUCGACAACCAACUUUUACAAAUUUCAAAAUCAAGAAAUUCAAACCAGUUCUUUUUUCAUGGUGUUUCUUCGCGACAAUAGUAUCUUUCAGCUACUCGGCGGUCCUUCUCUCGAUGUUGUCUGUACCAUCGGAAAUAAUUGCCGUUCAAAAUUUCAAAGAACUUGCCGAUGCUGUGAAAAAUGAUGGCUACCGAUCUUACGUGAAGAAAGGUUCAGCUACUCUGGACUUCAUGCUUCGUAAUGACAAAGAGUAUUUGAAAUAUUUGGGGGAGAGUGCUGUGCACCACAAUUGGUACACAAACAGCCUUCCUUUAACUCUGACAGAUCAGAUUAACCACCGUUCAGCAUUGAUAGACCCUAGAACAAAACUACAAAUGGUCGCCGGUCCUGAAGAGUGGAAACCCCAUUUUUUGUCAGAUGAUUCUCUUCAGACAUACCAGUUUGCUGUUGCCAUGAAAAAGAAUUUCUGUCACAAAAAGAAAUUAAACACGGUUAUAUCUCGUAUAAACAAUGCCGGAUUAUACAUGCAGUUUACAAAUGAGGAACGGUACAAGCUGUGGCUGUCUGCAUCUGAAAGAAGAAGGAACGAUUCCAAAAAAAUAAAACCUCUAACGCUGGAAGAUUUGUCUGGAGUCUUUGGAGCAUUUUUGGUUGGAUUAGUCUUAAAUCAGAUUAACCACCGUUCAGCAUUGAUAGACCCUAGAACAAAACUACAAAUGGUCGCCGGUCCUGAAGAGUGGAAACCCCAUUUUUUAUCAGGCGAUUCUCUUCAGACAUACCAGUUUGCUGUUGCCAUGAAAAAGAAUUUCUGCCACAAAAAGAAAUUAAACACGGUUAUAUCUCGUAUAAACAAUGCCGGAUUAUACAUGCAGUUUACAAAUGAGGAACGGUAA
Molecule: messenger RNA, 1395 nt
Organism: Argiope bruennichi
Lineage: Eukaryota; Metazoa; Arthropoda; Arachnida; Araneae; Araneidae
Product: probable glutamate receptor
Exons: 2
Coding region: 1-1395 (464 amino acids)
Cellular component (GO): membrane
Molecular function (GO): glutamate-gated receptor activity
Source: RefSeq, a predicted model, not a curated record